CUUACAGACCCCACUGACCCCGAAUAAAGUCCAGGAGACCGCGAGUGAACCCAAACGGCGUAAAGGCUCCCACAAUCCCGACUUGCUUUUGGUUGGGGUCGUCUGUCAGGAGACGAGGCUAAGCGACGUGCUAGACAUCAUUCCAGCCUGUGGGGCUCUCCUACUUGCUUUUACGGUGUUCAAGAGCGUUCCUUGAGCCGGGCCUUUCCUUGUGCUCUAGCCUGCGCUUGAGUGACCAGGAUGGAGGUCUGAUUAUAGAAUACGAGCACAGUCGUCUCUUGCCCAGCUGCGACAAGGUUCAAUUGCUUACGCCAACUUCGCCUCGCCAUGGCGCUGGCGUGCCAGAGGCAGCAGCUGUGGAACGCUGCGCUUAUGGUAUCUGUGCUAGCUUCAGUUUUGACGGCAACAGUAGCUCAGUCAUGUUUGCCACGGAGGCGCCCUGGUACGCAGUCCAUCUUGGGCCAGCUGAAUGGGACGCAAGCGGACACAGUGGAGCCGUCGUCGUUGUCAACCUUCCAGUGCGACUAUUGGACACUGCCGAAAGAGGUGAUAGAGCAGGAUGCAUCCUGCGAGCCACAGGACGCGAGCACGCCCGGCUACCUGCUCUUUGAGUUCUGGCGCCUGGACAAGGCCGACCGGCCCGACCAGCGGCAGCUGGAGGACGUGUACUUCCUGGUGGCCCGCGGCGCGCAGCCCAACGUGACUUACUCGGGAGGCGGCGUGUACUACGCCCCGCCGCGCGCGUCGCGGCCCCAGAGCGGCAGCAACGGCACGCUGCAGGACGGCGACGCGCAGUCGUACUGGCGGCCCUACCACCGCGUGGUGGUCCCGGCCAACGCCACCAGCAGCAGCAACGGCAACGGCAACUGGUACGUGACGGUGGGCAACAUGGACAUGGACCCGCGCAACGCCGUGCUGCGGUACCGCGUCCGCGUCAGUUGCCUGCCCUCGGCGGCGGCGGCGCCCUGCCCCACGCCGCUGUUCGCGCAGCCGCCCUGCAGCGGCCGCGGCGCCUGCUCGCUGCCACCCAAGGGCAUAACGGACCUUCCCGAGCUCAACCGCGUGUGCCUGUGUGAGGACGGCUGGGGUGACUACGGCUGCCAGACGUCGGCGCCGGCUCUGGCCAACGGCGGCGUCGCCACCGCGGUCGUGCAGCCGGGCGCGUGGGCCUACUGGCAGCUGCGUGUGUCGCUGCCGGAUGGCACCUCCAUGCUCGGCAACCCCGCGCUGCUGGUCGAGCUGAACCGCGGCGGCGUGGGCGGCGCGCCGGGCAGCGGCCUCCCCGGCGCCAGUGACGGCGGCGGCGACCCGGUCUUGGUGGUGAUGCCCAAGUCGCAGUCGGGCAGCAACCAGCUGCCAUGGUUCACGGACAUCACGCGGUACGCGGACCUGCGCUCCUACUUCCUGCAGCAGAACUUCCACUACCAGCUGUUCCGGGACGUGCAGCUGUUCCAGUCGUCGCCCUUCUCCAGCGCCGGCAACCGCUACGCCGACUUUUACGUGGCGGUCUACAACAACGACCAGCGCUUCCGCGACCCCGCGCUCAUCGCCAGCACAGCUAACGUGACCAUCCGGGCCCGCUGGCGGCUGCCCAGCACCAUGGGCGGCGGCGGCAGCGCCGUGCCGCUGUGCCCGGGCGACUGCUUCGGCCGCGGCACCUGCUACGACCCCUGGGACCUCACCAACAUGGCCGCCAGCGGCACCCUGCCGCCGCCGCUGCUGCCCGUGCUGCCCAGCAACACCGGCAAGCCCGCGGACUUCCAGUGCGCCUGCCGCGGAGACGCGGGCGGCACGAUGUGCGAGGGCACGCUGCGCAACCUGUCGGUCAGCACCGGCGGCGACGGCGGGCGCGGCAGCCUGGUUCCGGGCCAGUGGUACUUCUUCGUGCUGCAGAUCGACCCGCGCAAGUUCGACUACCGCAACAACGACGUGGCCAUCCAGUGGUUCGCCAAGGACUUGACGACGGACCCCGCCACCGCGUACGCCAACGCCUUCCUCACCAUUGACGAGCACGCCUUCCCGCGGGAGGCGCAGCUGGACAGCGACGACCCCUUCCGACGGGGCUGGCAGAUCUUCUACAACUCGCUGGCGGCUCGCAGCAACCCGCCGCAGCCGCUACAGAUGAAGGGCUCGGACCUCAAGCCCGGCUACAGCUACGUGCUGGGCGUGUACAACAGCGAGUACGUGCGGCUGGCGCCCUACGACUUCACCGUCAGCGUGUACGUGCCCGCCGCCAACCGCACCUGGCUGCACCCCUACAUGUCGGUGGUGCUGGGCGUCACCGCCUCCAUCAUCCUGUGCCUGCUCAUGACGCUCUGCCGCCGCCUGGUGCAGCGCUUCGGCUGGGGACCCUUCCGCGCCCGCGGCGGCCCCGGCGACCCCGCCGGCGGCGGCCCCGGCGGCCCGGGCGGCCCUGGCGGCCGCGUGGCGGCAGCCCACAUGGCGCCUCGCCAGCAGGGCGUUCCCGGCCACAUCAUCGACGGCUUCCACUCCUACCAGUACACCGCCUCCAAGGCGGAGCGCGAGCACCUGGCGCGCAACCAGCGCGAGCACGAGCAGCAGCAGGCCUUCCAGGAGCAGCAGCAGCCGCCGCCGCCGCACGUGCUCGGCGGCGCGGUGGAGCUGGGCGUGAUCGCGCGCGGCCAGGCCGUGCCCGUGGGUGGUGCCGGCGAGGGCGGCGUGGACGCGGUCGCGGCCAUGGCGGCGGCUGCCGCCGCCGCCUCCGGCGACGGCGCCACGAACAAUCAAAUGGUGGUUGGCUUCCCUCCGCCGCCGGGCGCCACGGCGAGCGGUACGGUCACGGCUGGGUCAGCCAGCACGCCGACGUCGUCGGCGGCGGCGGCGAAGGCGUCGGAGGAGGAGGGCGACGAGCCGCAGUGCACGGUGUGCCUGUGCGAGUACGAGGAGGGUGAGCGCAUCACGCAGCUGCCCUGCAAGCACGACUUCCACUCCACCUGCAUCAACAAGUGGCUGCAGACGCACUACACCUGCCCCAUCUGCCGCAUCUCCCUUCUGCCCGAGGAGGAGCAGCCGCAGCAGCCGGCGGCGGCGGCGGGCGUGGACGGCGCGGUGGUGAUUCCCAUCGGCGCAGGCGGCGUCGUGUCAGCUGCGGACGAGGCCGCAGCAACGGCCAACGGCAACAGCAGCAGCAUUGCGGCGCGGAUCGUGGCUUCGCGCCGCGCCUCUCACAACCCCGCGACGAUCGCGGCGAUGCCCAGCGGCCGUGGCAUGUCGGCGAAUGGCCGGCAGGGCUCGGGCCGGCGGCGGCAGGCGGCCGGCGUGGCGGAGAGCUUGGUGGGCGCGGCCUCGUCCGCCACCGCCGCGGAGCCCGCGCCCGCAGUGCUGGUGCCCAUGGCGAGCGGUGCCCGCGGCGGCGCGGCGGCGCCCACGUCAGCAUCGCUGGCGGCGGCGGCGGCGGCUGGCGCGGCUGGGGCGCAGCACGGCACGGUGGUGGCGGCGCCGCCGGCGGGCGCGGCGCAGCUGGUGGCGCGCGGCCCCUCGGCGACCCUGGCCGGGCCCUCCGCGUCCUCGUCAGCCGCAGGGUCAGCGGCAGCAGUCGCCGUGGCUGGGCCAGCCGGGGGCUCGCGCUCGCCAGCGUCUGCGGCGCGGCUGACGUCGAACCGGCUUGCGUCGCCGCGCCGGCCCGGGGCGGCGGGGGCGGCGGCGCCGCUGCCGCUGCGGGAUGCGGCGGAGGCGCCGGCCCCGGUGGCGGCUGUGGCGGAGCUGGCGAUUGGGGAGCUGCCUGGCGCUUCGCCGGGCAGUGGGCUAAACAGCAUGCUGCAACGGUAGUGAAAUGCUUGCUUCAAGGUUGAGGUCGUGGGUCGGGGUAUGAUCGUGCCGUACGUUGGGGAGGGGUGGGAGAAAGUGAUCUGCAACAGCUGCAUCUGCUGCGAGGGCAGUGGGCGGGUGGGCUUGCCAAUGUUGGAGACGGGCCUGGUGCGCGCUGGCGCCCACAUGAACUAGGCCGGUUGCGGAUCUAGACAACGUGGAUAAAUAUACCUGAUAAGCGUGAGAGCGCGGGGCUCUCACUUGGCUGGCGUUUCUGUGUGUUAUGUGACUUAUGAGGCGCAUGGCCUUGAACGCUCAAGAAGUGUUGGUGGCUGAUACAGAUGCCGUAACAAAAUGCACUGAAUUCUCUGUACCGCAAUCCCGGUAAUCAUUUGUGGGCAGUCAGUGGCUCAACUGCUGUCCAGGGGUUCUUACGCAGCGUUGACUUUUGCUCUUGUUAACUGUAUGCAUGUGUGGGGUGCGAUGGUCGUGCAUGGCAGGGGUGCUGGUGCCCGGUGCGCGGGACACACUUGAAGGGGUGCGGGCCCCACGUGGGGGCAUAUUUACUGCGAUGUUGAGCCUUGGUCUCAUAUCUGAACUGUCGCUUAAUGUAAUUGAGUGGGAAGUCGGUGAGACGCAGCCCUUUGCUACGCCCUGAAGCGCAACGCAAGGCGCAACGUCGUCGCACCGCAGCCUACAGUACUGGAAGCAAGGAAAUAAGUACAGCGGC
This is a messenger RNA of Chlamydomonas reinhardtii, 4498 nucleotides long. RefSeq lists its product as uncharacterized. The record is from RefSeq and is a predicted model, not a curated record. Lineage: Eukaryota; Viridiplantae; Chlorophyta; Chlorophyceae; Chlamydomonadales; Chlamydomonadaceae. The transcript is spliced from 14 exons. Bases 328 to 3789 code for a protein of 1153 amino acids.